This is a messenger RNA of Rubroshorea leprosula, 2719 nucleotides long. NCBI's taxonomy places the organism in Eukaryota, Viridiplantae, Streptophyta, Magnoliopsida, Malvales, Dipterocarpaceae. The record is from the annotation of a GenBank genome assembly.
GGGGUUUGCUCGUGAUUGGAUCGCUACAAAAUUCAUCCGGCUUCCUCACUCUUGCAGUAUGGAAGACAACGACAAACUCAAAUUAUCAUUUGCAGCAUAAGCCAAAACCCCAUUAAUGAUUUCUAGCUGAUUUUCAGCCUGAUUCCCCGGUUCGCUCUCCAUUCCCAGUUCUUCUAGGUCUGUAGAAAAUGUCCAGGCCUCUGCAUCGGGGUGCAUCUGGGUUACGGAUCUCUGGUCACAACCAUGAUUUUUGGGAUUCUCAUACAAAUGAUAGAACAGAAAAGGAGGAUUCAGAUAGAAACCGAUCGUCUGAACAGAAUUAUUUAGUACCCAGGUCUCCUUUUCGGUUUCUUUUCAUGGAUAACUCUAAUUCCAAACAUGGUUUCACUGAGAAUGGUUUUGGAUCUGAUCACUUCAGUAUUGGAACUCCAAGAAGCCGGCAUAAAUUGGCACUUUUGUUUUUGAAGUUAAGUUUAGUUCUGAUUGUUAUUGUUGCUCUUACUGGAUCCUUUUGGUGGACCAUCUCCAUUUCUACAUCGUCCAGAGGUCACAUAUUUCAUGGAUACAGGCGACUUCAAGAGCAACUCGUGUCUGACUUGUGGGAAAUAGGAGAGCUUUCCCUUGGUCCUUCAAGGUUGAAAGAACUGGAGUUUUGUCCUGAGGAAUAUGAAUAUUUUGUUCCCUGCUUUAAUGUUACAGAGAAUCUUGCUGCUGGGUUUUCUGAUGGUAAUGAGUAUGAUAGAAAUUGUGAAAAUGGGCCAAGGCAAAAUUGUUUAGUUCUUCCACCUGUGAACUAUAAAAUUCCUCUUAGGUGGCCAACUGGGAGAGACAUCAUCUGGUUUGCAAAUGUUAAAAUUUCUGCUGAGGAGGUACUGUCUUCAGGCAGUUUGACCAAGAGGAUGAUGAAGGAGGAAGAUAAGAUUUCCUUUCGUUCAGCCUCUCUCAUGUUUGACAGUAUGGAAGACUACUCGCAUCAAAUUGCAGAAAUGAUUGGAUUGAGAAAUGAAUCUAACUUCAUACAAGUUGGUGUCAGAACCAUCUUGGAUAUUGGAUGCGGUUAUGGUAGCUAUGGAGCUCAUCUAUUUUCCAAACAACUCUUAACUAUGUGCAUUGCAAACUAUGAGUCCUCAGGCAGUCAAGUUCAACUAACGCUUGAAAGAGGCCUUCCUGCAAUGCUUGGUUCUUUCAUGUCAAAACAACUGCCAUAUCCUUCUCUUUCAUUUGACAUGUUGCAUUGUGCUAGGUGUGGUGUUGAUUGGGACAAAAAAGAUGGCAUUCUCUUAAUUGAAGCCGAUAGAGUUCUGAAGCCUGGUGGAUACUUUGUAUGGACUUCACCACUAAUUAAAGUUCAGACAUUAAAUCGUAACAAGGAGAAUCAGAAAAGGUGGAACUUUGUUCAUGAUUUUGCAGAGAAUCUCUGCUGGGAGAUGUUAUCUCAGCAGGAUGAAACUGUUGUGUGGAAAAAGACAAGCAAAGCAAGUUGCUAUGGUUCCCGGAAGAGUUCAGGUCCUUCUAUUUGCAGUAAAGGGCAUGAUGUUGAAUCUCCAUAUUAUCAACCUCUUCAAAACUGUAUAGGAGGAACACAUAGCCGUCGAUGGAUUUCUAUUGAAGCUAGAAAAACUUGGCCUUCUAGGUCUAGUUUAAACAAGAAUGAACUGGCAGUAUAUGGUCUGCACCCAGAAGAAUUUAUUGAGGACAGUGAAAACCGGAAAGCAGCUGUUCGUAAUUAUUGGUCUCUCCUAUCACCAUUAAUAUUCUCAGAUCAUCCAAAAAGACCCGGUGAUGAGGAUCCUUCACCACCUUAUAACAUGCUCAGAAAUGUGCUUGACAUGAAUGCUCACUUUGGUGGUUUCAAUUCUGCCUUACUGGAAGAUGGGAAGUCCCUGUGGGUCAUGAAUGUUGUCCCAACAAGUGGACCCAACUACCUACCCUUAAUUCUUGACAGGGGCUAUGUUGGUGUAUUGCAUGAUUGGUGUGAACCCUUUCCAACAUAUCCUAGAACCUAUGAUCUGGUGCAUGCAGAAGGGCUUCUAUCCCUUGAGGCAGGUCAACGUCGCUGGUGCUCUCUGCUUGAUUUAUUCACUGAGAUAGAUCGUUUACUUCGUCCAGAGGGUUGGGUAAUAAUCCGGGACACAGCACAACAUGUUGAAUCAGCAAGAGCUCUAACUACACGGCUGAAGUGGGAUGCACGAGUCAUAGAAGUUGAUAGUAGCAGUGACGAGAGACUCCUCGUCUGUCAGAAACCUUUCUUUAAGAGACAAGCAAGCUAGUCAAAUGAUAUGUAAAAGUAAACAUCAAGAAGUUUUACGCCAUGGUAUUCAAAUUCAUUUUUGUGGGUGUUAAGUAUUCAUCAUAAAGCUCCACCACAGAAGGUGGGGGGGUGGGGGGAUAUUAUAUCAGAUAUUUUGAACACAAAGAAGAAAGCAUCAAAAGAGAGGAGAGAGUAGAAAGUAGAAAGAAUGAAUUAGUCUUUGUGGCACCAACCACAACUCCUAUGUUAGCCGUAAGGCGUACAUAGGGCCAUGUAAUUACUUCAAUUUGAGGAGUAUAGGAUUAGAUUUACAUUUUUCAUGUCAUGUUCAAUUAUAACUAUACAACCCUACAUCAUUAAGAUUGUGAAAGAUGAUUACAGAAUAAGCAAGGGCUACUAGUUGUUGUGUAGAUGUUGUGGCAUUCAGGCAUUGCAUUUAUGAAUGAUGAAAAAAAAUUUAUUUUCAUC